Messenger RNA from Xenopus tropicalis (tropical clawed frog), 2666 nucleotides. RefSeq names its product cupin superfamily member 1 gene 2 (gene cupin1.2). The record is from RefSeq and is marked validated. Lineage: Eukaryota; Metazoa; Chordata; Amphibia; Anura; Pipidae.
AUGGAGAACCCAGGCUUUGUAAUGCACGAAGAUGGACUCUCAAAUACGGCACCUUCUAAAAUUCCGCAGAAGAAUGGUCAUCUUUAUCCAUGUGAAGAGAAUAAGAGAUCCUAUUGCUCCCUGAUGAAGCUCUUCCUAGUUUGCUUAUUGGCGUGCCUGAUAACCACCACAGUGGGAGUGUUGAUAUUAUCUCUGGUUUAUGUGGGACACUUUAGCCCCAAAACUGACACAGCAGCUUCUACCACAGCGAAUCAGCCUUCACAGAACAACGCUGACAGUCGGUUUAAUUUUCUGAAUAACCUUGGUCAAUCGAAGGUUUUUACAUUCCAAGGGGGCUCCAUCCAAUGGGCACGAUUUAGAAACAACCCCAGUGAUUACUCUAGUCCGGCCGAACUGAAGUUUGGCACUAGUAUCAACAAGCACCAAUCCAUGAUGACUUUGGGCACCAUACGGAUCUUCAGCCAAGGAAUGAAAGUCCCACACUGGCAUCUUAACGCCAACGAACACGGGUUUCUGCUCAAGGGUAAAGCAUGGAUUGGCAUUGUAGAAGCUGGGGGCAGUACGGUAACUACAUUCAACAUUACUGCCGGGCAGGUCGUUUUCUUUCCUAAAAACACGCUGCACUGGGUGAAGAACGUGGGCGAUGAAGACUGUCUUUUCAUCUCCUUCUUCACUACUAACGAUGAACUGAAAACCCUUGAUGUAGACGAUGCAUUUUUUGGGACCCCAGAAGAUAUUCUUUCAAGGGCAUUGAAGCCUGAAGGAGGGGUACAGUUUAUCAGAACUUUUAAGAAGCCAAUAGAAGAUCAAUCAAUAAACCUCCCUGCAAACCUAAAAGAUCUGGUUAACAACGCCAGCUAUGCGCAGUCGGCCAACUCUUCUGUCUGGAAGUACUUUUAUGAUCUGAAAGGUUCCAAAGAAUUUUCCUACCCCGGGGGGGUCAUGCAGUGGGCGCGCUAUCGCAAGAAUGGAGUUGGCUUAAAUGAGAAUGAACAAAUCUACAGCGACUCUUUAAACCAGCACGCCGACACGCUCACCCUUGGGACCUUACGCAUCUUCUCCAACGGCCUGCGGGUGCCACAUUAUCACUUCAAUGCGCAUGAGAUGGGCUACGUCAUCAGCGGAUGUGGUCAGAUUGGAAUUGUAGGGGACGAGCCUGUUUCUGAGUUUACGGUGGGCGUCGGUGAUGUGUUUUAUUUCCCGAUUGGGGCUCAGCAUUACAUCAAAAGCACAUGUGAAGAAGAAUUAUUGAUGAUUACGGCCGCCACCACUGGGAACCAGCUGGAAACCCUGGAUAUGGAUGAUUAUUUCCAUGCUACGGCUGAUCACAUCCUCGCCCAGCUUUUCCUAAAGAAACAAGAUGAAUUCAAGAAGAUCCCAGUAUUUACAGUAGACCAGUCUAUAAACAUUCCUUAAGCCCAGCUCAGGCCUAUCUUCCACAUACACAAUGCCCUCGCUAUAUGAGGGGGGCAUUCGCUGCUGAAUUGUGUAUCUGUACAAACACACACACACACAGAUUGUGAUGCAGGAUCUGAAACUUGAACUUUGCCUAAGGUGACCAGACCUUUUCAUUAUGCAAGAAGACUCUGAUGAACACAUGUGGGAUAUUGCUCAUAGCAAAGAGAUUACUUUUUAGAAUUGCCAGAUUCUGGUCAUUGUAAUGUUAAUAACACAGGUCAUGGAACAAUGCCAGUUUUCGAUGCUAGAGUUCUGAUCCAAUGAUGCCAUGUCUUAGCAUGACACUUUCUAGGCAUUUAUGUCAUUAUGUAGAAAAGACCAAUAGGUCCAGCUAGCCCACCCACCAUUGCUCGUCUCUGUGAAAAGACAAGAUGACUUUUUAUUCUAGUACCCGAAUACUCCCAAGCAUGGUACAAGCCGUUUACUCAGGAGCAAACUUAUUGUAACAGGACCACUUGUAGCACAGCUGUAGCACAAUGUUCAUGUCCUCGCAGAGCUCCAACCCUGAGCCCAGGCCUGGCUCAUCUCCAAGUCCUUAUCUGUGGCUGUCCACCUACCCCCAGGCCCCAUGGCCUACCCAGAUAAUCCCUUCUGGGUAGUCAGGGAAGGAGGGAUACUUUUAUAGUCUUGGACCUCCAACAGCCCAACCAACAGCUAGGUAACUUCUAGGCCUAUCCUUAAGUCCCCUAACCUGGGAAUCCUAACAGCCCAUUACAAACCGUGGGCGAGGGGAGGGGCCAUUCUCCUAGCACCAUAAAGCCCUGCUAUGCUACUCUUUAUGUUACUCUUAUUGGGCUCCAAGAGCUACUUUGAUGUGGACACCCAUCAAGCAAAUUCCAGUUGGUGGAUAAAUUGGACUGAUGUACAGUAGGUACACAUCCUCAGGCCAAGGCUGUCCUAAUUCAAUGGGAUUUUCCAUCCUGCUCAAUAAAUAUCUACCUGAUUACCAGUCAUUUGGCCCCAUAUACCGACCACAGAACUGUCAACGUGAUUAGUGGCUGAGAUACCAGGCAAUAUGGGCCAAUGUGUGUCCAGCUUAAAUGCUUUAAACCUCCCUUGACACAACCUCAGUGAGUGCCUUUUUGCCCCUCGCAGUUGUACAGAUUAGAUGUAAUGUGAUGUAACCAAGGGGAGGCUAUUGUGAAUUAUUUUUUUAUGCUAUUUAUAAAGCAUCUUUAAAGACUGUUAGUAAUUACAAUCAAUAAAAG